UUAAAGGAAGCAUAGUCAAUUGACUGUUUAAUUAUAAUUUCGAUAUGAUAAACUGAAUGUGUUUAAUUAAAAUAAUCUCAAAAUUAAUGUAUUAAAUAUCUAUUUUUAUUAAAUUAAUUGUUAUUUUGAAACGAUUCCGGAAAUAUUAAUAAAUGGGAGUUGUACUGAUAAAUAACUGUAGCGCAGGUGGUGUGGCGUGAUCUCAGGUAGUCCCACCUGGAGGGGUAGGGUUGAAAAGGUUAUUUAAGUGGUUGCAUGCCUUUGUUUCGAUUCAUUCUUAUGCUAAGCCUAGAUUGUGUAAGAGCUAUCUAUACUCGUAAAUAAAAGUGAGUUAACAAGUGAAACGUCUAUUUCUUCGUUACUACUCCUAACCUAAUGGAUGGUCAUGAGAACUGGUUACCACCCGGUGACCAUGCAGACCAUGCGCAUAGUGGAACUUCGCCGACAGCAGCGGUGGGAUCACAAUCCCCUAUACUAGGCGGGCGUCGACGAUCGGUUAUUCAACCUGAGCCUACUUUUACCAUGGACCAAGUGAUGAGCCUGGUAACCACAGUCACCAAGCAAGCAGCAGCAAGUGCUGUUAAUGCGGCACUGUCUGCCACUGCCGCUAAUCCACAACAGCCGGCGCUACCCCGUGAACGAGGAAAUUUCUACCUACCCCCGUUCGACCCGGAUGUACGAUCUCAUGAUAUUCGAGAUUGGUGCGCUAAUGUCGAUGAAACCAUUUCCAUCUUCUCUAUAUCACCUCAAGAAGCACGGAUGAAAGCCAUACUUCAGUUAAAAGGAAGAGCAAAAGUGUGGGCCGACACGUGGUCUCUACAUUCAACUACUUGGGAUCAGGUGAAGGAAGAUCUAAUCAAGACAUUCUCAAAGGAGUUCUGGUAUGCUGAUGAUGUACAGAAGUGGCGCAACUACACGUCGGACCAAGCAGCGAGCUACGCCGAAUACGCCACUACAGCUUGGACAUUAUUCAAGCGCGUGCGGCCGGAAGCGAAUGAUGCCGAUGCUGUGGAUGCUGUUAUCACAGGUAUUUAUCCUGAACAUAUUAGAUCUGAAUUAUUACGAAGUACGCCUGACUCUUUGCCUAAACUAGUAUCUGUUUUGAAGACAUACCGUAAACGCAAAUUCGAUACACUAGAAAAAACGAAUAAUAAUAACAAUUCUAAGAAAGCUCGCCCCACUGAAGUAGGUGUUAAACCAGACUAUUCGUCUACUAUUUGCUAUAGGUGUAAUAAACCUGGUCAUCGCUUUCGUGAUUGCAAGGCGCUUAAUUCUUCCGGAUCUGAUAACUCCCCCACCGUCGGUAGCGAGUCUAAAGCACCUACUGAUACUAAAUCAGUUGAAUGCAAAUAUUGUAAGAAAAAGGGCCAUGUUGAAAAGAAUUGUUUUCGUAAAAUGUUAAAUGAACGGUCGAAUUCAGACAAGUUAGUAAACCUUUGCAGCAAUCUUUCCGGCAGGGCCCGUAGUACUACUACAGUUAAAAUAGGUGAUGUUACUUAUCCUUGCUUGUUUGAUACUGGGUCUGAUUGUUCACUGAUGCGGAAACGCUUCUCUGGUUCGAUUCCCGGAAAGAGAAAGGCUGUUAAUGCCACUUUUUUCGGUGCUGUGCAGAAAUUGGACCCGGAGUCACAUAAGGAUUGGGAGGAGUACGCUCACAAGGACGAUUCUGAGGAAUUACCCAAGUGGACAGACUUCGUCAAAUUUCUGGAAGCUAAAUUCCGAACGCUCGAGCUCAUCACCGCUGCUUCAUCAACUCCGCGCGAAAGAACAGUAAACAAAGAACGCACGUUCCACGCUACAGAAUCACACACAGAGAAGAGUUGUGUCAUGUGUAAAGCCCGGAAACAGCAGAACAAGAUAGCAAGACUCAACCGCCGCUCUCCAAGGUCAACGAGACUGAACCAGAAAUUCAAGCUACCGUGGCAAUUGCAUCUCAUCACACAGCUAGACAUAGUGAUGGCUUAUUAG
Messenger RNA from Cydia splendana, 1968 nucleotides. RefSeq lists its product as uncharacterized. The coding region runs from base 376 to 1968 and encodes 530 amino acids. Gene Ontology annotation, biological process: proteolysis. The transcript is spliced from 3 exons. Gene Ontology annotation, molecular function: nucleic acid binding; aspartic-type endopeptidase activity; zinc ion binding. The record is from RefSeq and is a predicted model, not a curated record. NCBI's taxonomy places the organism in Eukaryota, Metazoa, Arthropoda, Insecta, Lepidoptera, Tortricidae.